AAUUUAGUGGGCGUGACAUAAAUCUGGGUCAUCAUGGCUGCUGCACUCAGGGCUGUGAGGUUGGAGGUCGUUCAAGAUGGUAUUGCACUCAUCAGGAUGAUAAAUGGAGACAAUAAAUGGAACAUGCCAUUUUUGAAUGAAUUUGGGAAAGCGCUAGACGAAGUAGAAAGAAAUGAAGACAUCCGAUGUGUGAUCUUCACUGGUCAAGAAAAGUUCUUUAGCUAUGGACUGGACCUACCGUGGAUUGCUCGACAAACCAAGGAAACAAAUAAAAGAUUUCUCUUUGAAAACGAUGCCAUCAUAGACAGGGUUGCAUUAUUUCCCAUGCCAACCAUUGCAGCUAUGAAUGGUCAUGCCUUUGGAAUGGGUGCCAUCCUUGCAUUGGCUUGUGAUUACAGGGUGAUGAGGAAAGGGCGUGGCUGGUUCUGUCUUCCGGAGACCAAAAUUAAGCUGACGUUUUCUCCUAUCACCCUGGAAUUGAUCAGACUAAAGUUACACAGAGUACAGACUUUGCGGGAUGCAGCUAUAUUCAGCAAACGGUACACAGCUGAAGAAGCUUUGAGAGCAGACAUAAUAGAUGAGGCAGUGGAUGAGAAUCAAGUCAUGGAGGCAGCUAUUCGCUAUGGUAACGAGAUAGCAGGUGAGAUACUGGACAGAGGUUGUGUGUCGGCCGCAAAGGACAAGCUAUAUGGUGUCCCUAUUAGGGCUAAAAGAGAUGCACAGCUUCAGAGUAUGACGGAGAAAGACAAGAAUGAUAGGAUCGAAGGAUUCAUACGAGGGGCUCAAUUCCUCGCAUCUAAAAUGUAAAAUCAUUCAAAACAGGUGCCAAAUCAUUUUAAAUUGACUCGUAUUUUUGAUAGUAAUUAUAUGACUUUAUUCUUAAGAAGUGUUCAAGAAAGACAUUCCAAUACCUGAUGGUGGUGAUUAUGAUGAUAAAGGUUAAAUUGUAUAAUUUCCAAGAUACAAGAUUCUUACGUUAUCAAGGACACCCAAAAGCAGAUGAAUUAGUGCAAUCAUCCCUUGCACAAGCACAUUGAUUUUUAAAACAAAUAUUGAUGUGGGGAAAAUGUACUACUUAAAUUUUGUAUUAUUGUUUCUGAAAAUUUAAAUGUAGAGGUUUCAUGUGAAGCAUGUGCUUUAGAAGGAGAGAUUAAAGGAGUUUCGUUUGUAACCUCAGACUACCUCAGAGUAUUCCCAUUUUGUAGAGUAAAAUGGACUGGUAUGGGCAUCUUAUGGGCAGGGUAUUGGCAUACUAUAGCAUAUUUCCUAUAAUACUCAAUAUUCUAGUGCUCAUUUUAAUACCAAGAGCAAGCUCCGUCUGUAUAACAUUUGGACAGAAUGCUCCACCGCCAUAUAAAGGGUACUUCAUCAUUUGUUUAGUGGAGGAUGAUUAUAGAAGGCAUGAUCGGCUAGAACUGGAUAAGAACCAGGGAAUGCAUUAUAUAUUCGUUCAUUGAUUACUAGCUACUUUUGGUACUAUUUUUUGUGGUAGUCUCUUCUCAUGACUUAUGUACUAUUCUUCGUUAUGGGUGUAUCUAAAGUACAAGGGAUUUUAUAUACAAGUAUUCUGAGUAACCUUUGCUAUGUAUUUUACUCAUCUUAAGAAAACGGUUUAAUGUGUAUGGAAAAUCAUGUCGAAGUAUUGAAAUUUUGACCAUGUUGGUCUUUUACAUCAGUAACGAGAGAUUAUUUGAUUCAACAUGCUAUUUCUCAAAAUUACAGGAAUUUCAACUUUUACCAAGUUAGACUGUAAGUUAUACCCUUGCAGAUGUAUUUAGAAAAUGCAAAUGAAGUGAACUUAUUUUGCUCUUUUGACUUUUUUAUCAACUCUAUGCAUUAAUUGCCUGCAAAGGUGACCCAAAGUUUAUUCAGCAAUCAGGGUGGAGUCAUACUGGAGUGUUUAUUUUGUCUGUACUUUUAUAACCCU
Messenger RNA from Strongylocentrotus purpuratus (purple sea urchin), 1927 nucleotides. Its product is annotated as enoyl-CoA delta isomerase 2, peroxisomal. Gene Ontology annotation, cellular component: peroxisome. Gene Ontology annotation, biological process: fatty acid beta-oxidation. The record is from RefSeq and is a predicted model, not a curated record. The coding region runs from base 34 to 807 and encodes 257 amino acids. The transcript is spliced from 5 exons. Lineage: Eukaryota; Metazoa; Echinodermata; Echinoidea; Camarodonta; Strongylocentrotidae. Gene Ontology annotation, molecular function: delta(3)-delta(2)-enoyl-CoA isomerase activity; enoyl-CoA hydratase activity.